Molecule: messenger RNA, 1965 nt
Organism: Macrosiphum euphorbiae (potato aphid)
Lineage: Eukaryota; Metazoa; Arthropoda; Insecta; Hemiptera; Aphididae
Source: the annotation of a GenBank genome assembly
AUGGCUGCCAAAACUCCUGCUGUUGGUAUUGAUUUGGGUACAACUUACUCUUGUGUCGGUGUUUUCCAACACGGCAAAGUAGAGAUUAUUGCUAAUGACCAAGGUAACCGUACCACACCUAGUUAUGUUGGUUUCACCGAUACCGAACGUCUCAUCGGAGAUGCCGCCAAAAAUCAGGUCGCCAUGAACCCCAACAACACAAUCUUUGAUGCCAAGCGUUUGAUUGGAAGACGUUUCGAAGAUGCUACUGUACAAGCUGAUAUGAAACAUUGGCCUUUUGAAGUAGUCAGUGACGGCGGUAAACCCAAAAUCAGAAUUUCCUACAAAGGAGAAAACAAAAUCUUCUCCCCUGAAGAGGUAUCGUCCAUGGUUUUGACCAAGAUGAAGGAAACCGCUGAAGCUUACCUGGGAAAAACAGUAACAAAUGCUGUUAUCACAGUACCUGCAUAUUUCAAUGAUUCUCAACGUCAAGCUACCAAAGAUUCUGGUACCAUUGCUGGUUUGAACGUAAUGCGUAUCAUCAAUGAGCCUACAGCUGCUGCCAUUGCAUAUGGUUUAGACAAGAAAACAUCUGGAGAACGCAACGUUCUGAUUUUUGAUCUGGGUGGUGGUACUUUUGAUGUAUCCAUCUUGACCAUUGAAGAUGGAAUAUUUGAAGUCAAAUCAACUGCUGGUGACACUCACUUGGGAGGUGAAGAUUUUGACAACAGAAUGGUCAAUCACUUUGUACAAGAGUUCAAACGCAAGUACAAGAAGGAUGUGACUACCAACAAGAGAGCCCUGAGGCGUUUGAGGACUGCCUGCGAACGUGCAAAGCGUACUCUUUCCUCGUCCACCCAAGCUAGCAUUGAGAUUGAUUCUUUGUUUGAAGGUGUCGACUUCUACACUUCAAUCACUCGUGCUCGUUUUGAAGAAUUGAAUGCCGAUCUUUUCCGCAGCACCAUGGAGCCAGUAGAAAAAUCUCUGCGUGAUGCCAAAAUGGACAAAUCUGCCAUCAAUGACAUUGUGUUGGUUGGAGGUUCUACCCGUAUCCCCAAAGUACAGAAAUUAUUACAAGACUUCUUCAACGGCAAAGAAUUAAACAAGUCUAUUAACCCUGAUGAAGCCGUCGCCUAUGGUGCAGCAGUACAGGCUGCCAUUUUACACGGAGACAAAUCUGAAGAAGUCCAAGACUUGUUGUUGCUCGAUGUCACUCCUCUGUCUUUGGGUAUUGAGACUGCUGGUGGUGUGAUGACCGCUCUCAUCAAGCGUAACACAACCAUCCCAACGAAACAAACCCAAACUUUCACCACUUACUCUGACAACCAACCUGGAGUCUUGAUCCAAGUGUAUGAAGGAGAACGUGCCAUGACAAAGGAUAAUAACUUGUUGGGAAAAUUCGAGCUGACUUCCAUUCCUCCCGCACCACGUGGAGUCCCCCAGAUCGAAGUCACCUUCGAUAUAGACGCCAAUGGUAUUUUGAACGUUAGUGCUAUUGAAAAAUCUACCAACAAAGAAAAUAAAAUCACCAUCACCAAUGAUAAGGGACGUUUAAGCAAGGAAGAUAUUGAACGUAUGGUCAAUGAUGCUGAAAAAUAUAAGAAUGAAGAUGAACAACAAAAAAAUAUCAUUGCCGCCAAGAAUGGUUUGGAAUCUUACUGCUUCAACAUGAAGAGCACGAUGGAAGAUGAAAAAAUCAAAGAAAAGAUCCCAGAAUCUGACAAGAACACAAUUUUGGAAAAAGUUAACGAAACAAUCAAAUGGUUGGAUGCUAACCAACUGGCUGAAAAGGAAGAAUAUGAACACAAACAAAAGGAAUUGGAAGGCAUUUGCAACCCAAUUAUCACCAAAUUGUAUGCUGGUGCUGGUGGUGGUAUGCCAGGUGGUCCCGGUGGUAUGCCUGGAUUCCCAGGAGCUGCUGGUGCAGGUGGUCCCGCCCCAGGUGCUGGCUCAGGAGCCGGUCCAACUAUUGAAGAAGUCGAUUAA